Diabrotica virgifera virgifera (western corn rootworm) is the source of this 11246-nucleotide messenger RNA. Its product is annotated as cubilin-like. NCBI's taxonomy places the organism in Eukaryota, Metazoa, Arthropoda, Insecta, Coleoptera, Chrysomelidae. The transcript has 60 exons. The record is from RefSeq and is a predicted model, not a curated record. The coding region runs from base 52 to 11169 and encodes 3705 amino acids. Gene Ontology annotation, molecular function: calcium ion binding.
AGUGAAUAGUUUUUUAAUAUAGGAUUAACAUGUGGUCUGUGUGAGGUAAAAAUGGGUGUUUGUAAGGUGUAUAUACUACUUAUAGUUUAUAUUAAUUAUGCGAAUUCAUUGGAAAGCUAUAGCAACAGGCCACGCAUCAAAGUUACCGAUGGAGAUCUUCAAAUUAUUGCUCCUUCAGGAAAGAACGUUGAAUUUGUUGUAAAAGGAGAAGACGCUAUGGUCUCCAUAAACCAAAUAAAUGUGUUAAAAACACUAACUCAGGCUCAAAGUGCAAUAAAACUAACAGCAUCGUACCAACACACCCUGACGUCAUACAGUGACCGACUGGAAGCACUGGAAACCAAAUCUUUUGAGAAUCCUAUCAUGGAAGGCAAUUUCACAAAUGCCACGCAAGGGAUAUCCAGAAUGUCUUUCAGAAAACUCAGUAGGAGAGUCGAUUUGCUUCAGAAAAGAAUCACUGCCAUGCUGGUCAUCCUAACAAGAGAUGACUGCGCUAGCAAUCCUUGUAAAAAUGGAGGCACUUGUCAGGAUUUGUUUGGCAGUUAUUUUUGCCAGUGUCCCCCGCAGUGGGAAGGUUCUGAUUGUACUGUUGAUGUGAACGAAUGUAACAGAUUUCAAGGUACUGAUUUGGGUUGUCAAAAUGGUGCCGUAUGUGUAAAUACACCUGGUUCUUACCGAUGUGAUUGUGUGAACGGAUAUAUUGGUCUACACUGUUUAAGAAAAAGUGUUGACUGCGCUACAGCUGGAGCAGAACUUUGUGGACAUGGAACCUGUAUAUCACAAAAUAACCAAAACGGCUACAAAUGUUUAUGUGAUCCGGGUUGGACAACAGACGGCAAAACUGCAGCUUGUAAUGUAGAUGUCAAUGAAUGUUCACAAAACCAUCCACCAUGUGCACCCAAUGUUGAAUGCGUUAACGUCCCAGGAUCAUUUUACUGCGGUCAUUGUCCUCCAGGUUUUACUGGAAACGGCUAUCACUGUACAGACAUAGAUGAAUGUGUAACUAACAAUGGAGGUUGUAGCAUGAAUCCACUUGUGUUAUGUCUAAACACUCAUGGAUCCAGAAGUUGUGGACCUUGUCCUUCAGGAUAUUUAGGAAACGGUAUGUCUUGUACCUAUCAAGGUGUAUGUAAUAUCAACAAUGGAGGUUGUCAUCAAUUGGCUACUUGUUCUGAUAGUUCUAAUUUAGGCACAGUGCAGUGUGUUUGUCCAUUGGGAUACGCUGGCACCGGCACUGGUCCAACCGGUUGUGUUCGUACAAAUACUCCUCUACAUGCCUGCCAACCAAACCCAUGCGUUCAUGGACGCUGUACCAUUGCUGAUGAUGGAAACUACCACUGCAAUUGUUACAGGUUUUACACAGGCGCCACUUGCGACACUUUGAAAUCAGACGCUUGUACACCGAAUCCAUGUAAAAAUAACGGCGAAUGUCAAAGCGUUAAUAAUAGACUAAAAUGUGUUUGUAAGUCUGGAUUUACUGGAGCAUUCUGUCAAACACAAUUGCAAGGGUGUGGCGGUUAUUUAAGAGGCGAUAAUGGUACCUUAAAAUUCCCAGCUGGAGAUUUUGCUACGUAUAAUCAUCGUUCUAGCUGCGCAUGGAAAAUCACGUUAAAUUCAACAAAUAAGGUUAUCAAACUAAACUUCACUAAGUUCGAUCUAGAAGAUUCACCCAAUUGUGGAAAUGACUGGUUGGAGAUUCACGAUGGCCCAAAUACGGUAGCUCACAUUUUGGGUAGAUUCUGCGGAAACAAAUUACCUUUGAAUGGAACCUUGACGUCAACACACGAUACACUGUAUUUGUGGUUUAGAUCUGAUGUAACAGUUGCUAAAGAUGGAUUCCAACUUACUUGGACAGCAGCAAAUCCAAAAUGCGAUGAAGUAAUUAUGCAACAACAACACGGAUCUAUUCAAUCACCUGGUUCUCCUGGAAAUUAUCCAUUAAAUCGGGACUGUCAUUGGACAAUGUUAGCAAAAUACGACAAACGUUUUCUGUUCCACUUCUUUUCAUUAAAUAUAGGCGACAAUAGCGAUUGUAGUGCUGAUUAUUUGGAAUUCUUCCCAAAGUUAUUACCCUCACCAGGAGAUCAAACUUUCGCUAAAUUCUGUAACAGUUCCAGUCCCGAACCAUUUUAUUCUCCAGGAAAUAGAGUUAACAUACAUUUCCACUCAGAUGGUAAAGAUAACUAUCCCGGUUUUCAGAUAACUUAUUCAAUUGUAGAAGGGGUACCAGGUUGUGGAGGUGUACAUACUGCCGCAGAAGGCGUAAUUACUUCAUCACAUGCAGACACUGGUGACCUAAGCGUUUGCCAAUACAAAAUUCAAGGAGGUUCUGAUACUAAAAUCAAAAUAAACUUUAUGCGUUUCGACUUACCAGCAGGGUGCAGUUUUAAUUAUUUAGAGUUGCACGAUGGAGCAGACGAUAAUGCACCUUCUCUCGGAAGAUUUUGUGGAAAUAAUUUACCUCAUGCAUUUAUUUCACAAGGUAAUCAAUUGACAAUUGUGUCAUCGUCAACUGGUGGUGAAAACAAAGGAUGGACAAUUGAAUACGUUUCUGUUUGUAGCAAAGUCCUCACAGACGAAACUGGAUCUUUGAACGUACUUCCAAAUAGUUAUGACAUAUUUGAUUGUAUUUAUCAGAUCCAAAGACCUCCUGGCAACGUUAUAAUACUUUUUAUGAAGGUUAAUUUACCAUCACGUAUAUUCAUAAGAGACUCAGUCUCGCGGUACUCCAAGUUUGUUGAGGUACGAGAUGGUGACAAUGACAAUUCAACUCUAAUUGGCAAAUACUCCGGUAUUACAAAUGUAAAUCUCACUUCAACACACAAUUUUCUCUGGAUAAGAGUACGGAAUUAUAGAAGAUUCAACGAUAGGAAUAAUCAAGUUUCUAUACAAUAUACCUCAAUGGAUGUUGGUUGCGGCGGCAUUCUGCGAAAAAAAUUUGGCAACAUCGCUUCUCCUUCACAUUCAGAUGGCUACUAUCCCCCAUCAUUAAACUGCAAAUGGACCAUUAUAGCUCCUCCAAUGUUCGUUAUUCAGCUCACAUGGAUGACGUUUAAUAUAGAGUCCAGUUAUGAAUGUGCGUAUGAUUAUGUGCAAGUAUUUGAUAACAAUACUGAUUUAGGACAAGGGGAACAGAUGGGAAAAUUCUGUGGAUUUUCUCUACCACCCAUGCUGCUCAGCUCCUCCAAUAUCAUGUCCAUAUUUUUCACCACUGAUGUCACAGUUAGCAUGGACGGAUUUCUGGCAUCGUAUAUAUUCAUACAUGAAAAAAACGUUUGCGGUGGAAACUACUUCACUACAUCUGGAGUCAUUAGAUCACCUAAAUAUCCUGAGCCAUAUCCAACAAACAGAGAAUGUACUUGGACCAUCAAUAUACCGCCCGGUCAACAAAUAUUGCUGAAUAUUACUGACUUCAAUAUUGAAUAUUAUUCAAGUUGUCGAUAUGAUUGGCUGGAAAUAAGAAAUGGUGGCACUUCAGCUUCUCCAUUGAUCGGCAAAUUUUGCGGAACUACAAUCCCUAAACAGAUAGUUUCACAUGCAAAUAAGUUAUAUCUAUUUUUCAAGUCAGAUCUAAGCAGGGUCGGUCAUGGGUUUAGAAUUUCAUGGAGCUCCACAGCAACAGGAUGUGGAGGAUUGCUAACGUCACCUACAGGAUCCUUGAUAUCACCACAUUAUCCUGAGCCGUAUGCUAGGAAUACCGAGUGUAUUUGGAAAAUCGUUACUAGUGCUGGCUCUCGUAUACAAGCUGUCUUCUCUGAUAUUAACCUAGAAAAACACAUGCAGUGUUUAGCUGACUAUGUACAGUUAUUUGAUGGACUGACAUUGAAUACACCCUCCCUUGGCAAAUUUUGUUAUGAAGCUCCUGAACCAAUCAAAUCAUCAAGCAACCAGAUGUUAGUUAAAUUUAGAUCAGAUGUAGCUUUUCAGGGAAGAGGAUUUCAGCUUCACUAUACAACAGUGUGCCACAAUACUGUUAAAGGAUUUAGGGGAAUCAUCGAAAGCCCCAACUUCCCCAACAACUUUCCCCAAGAUCAAGACUGUUUAUGGGAAAUUCAAGUUUCCGAUAAAAACAAAAUCAAUAUCACGUUUUCUCACUUUGAACUUGAAAGGUCUCUCUCGAAUCCUAGUGCAAAUAGUAGUUGUCUAUACGACUUUGUUGAGAUAAGUUACGCUGAAAUGAAUGAUGAUUUCGAAGAAAAGACAGAUUAUACCUCUUAUGGUAAAUAUUGUGGAUCCCAAAAUCCUGGCCACCUGAGUCUUAACUCAGAUCAUGUGCAAGUUAGAUUCGUUAGUGACAAGUUACUAUUAGGAACUGGAUUUAGGCUAGAAUGGGAAAUAUUUGGUUGUGGUGGAAUAUUGAAAAAGAAUUCUGGUACGAUAACUUCACCAAAUUAUCCGUAUAGUUACCCCCCUAGCGUGAUAUGUGAAUGGAGAAUCGAAGUUGAUUUCGGACAAAGUAUAGAGAUAGAGUUCCAUGAAAUUGAUGUUGAGAAAGAUACUUCCUGUGACUUUGAUUCAGUAUCGGUAUAUAAUGGAAUAGAUGAUACUUACAACCUGUUAGCAACGAUUUGUAGACAGAAGAGGACUUCCAUUAUAUCCAGUACAGGAAAUUAUAUGUUUGUCAAAUUCAAGUCUGACUAUAGUUAUCAUGGAAAAGGAUUUACAGCAAAUUAUACAACAGUACCAACAAAAUGUGGUGGAAGAUUCACAGCCAGCGAAGGUUAUCUAUAUUCACCUAAUUACCCAAAGAACUACAAUAAAAAUGAAACCUGCGAAUACUUUAUUGAUAUAGACGAAGGGCAUGUCAUUGAGUUUGUAUUUGAAGAUGUAGAUCUAUUCAAAUCGGAUAAUUGUUCGAAAAACUACGUAAAGAUUCACGAUGGACCUUCCGCAGCAUAUCCUGUCUUACAAACAGCAUGUGGUAGUGACACGCCAAAUGGCACUAUUACAUCAUCUUACAAUAAUGUUUUUAUUGAAUUUAGGUCUCAUUCCUUCUUCACAACUAAAGGAUUUAAGCUUAAAUACUACAAAUCUUGUGGGUCUAAAAUUACAACAUCAGGAAAUGGAAUCAUUGGUGUUCAUCAUGAUGAAUUUUCCGACAACACCCAGACCUGCACGUGGACCAUUAUAUCUUCAGAUCCAUCAAAGCACAUCCACUUAACUGUUACGCAACUCCAAGGAGUCUACUACUGUGUUCCUGAGGAUGCUCCAUUAGAAGUGCGCAAUGGACAAACCACGGAUUCUCCGUUGCUUGGACAAUACUGUGGGCCUAAAAUACCACCCAAGAUGACAAGUGAUGGAUCUGCACUUACCAUACACAUCAAAUCUCAGUUAACUUUCUUUGCAACUUAUAGUGUCUAUGAUUCACAUUGUGGAGGUACUUUGGAAGCAGUUGAAGGGUACUUCUCGACUCCAGAGUAUCCCAAAAAGUAUCCGUCCGAUAUAAAGUGUGAAUGGACCCUUAAAAUAGCCGAAGGUAAUCACGUGACCUUAAACUUCAUGGACUUUAGUUUAUUAUCUUCGGAAAAUUGUAACACCGAUUUUCUUGAAAUACGCUCCCGAAAUGCUUCUGGAAAACUAUUGGGGCUUUAUUGUGGAACAAACACACCAAGUAAUAUUACAAACGUUGGCAGUCUCUGGUUACUUUUCCAAAGUAGUAAAAUAGCACCAGGAGACAACACCGUGACGGCGAAAGGAUUCUAUGCACAAUACGUAUUAAAUGAAGAAAAUGAACUGAGUGGUACAAAGGGGCAAAUCGAAUCUCCACUAUAUCCAUUACUUGUCAUGGAUUAUAAAACAUAUACAUGGAAAAUUACUGUAGCUUCGAAGAAACGAAUUAGGCUGUCAUUUAAAGAGUUUUAUUUGGAUGCCAAAGACACAUUUGAUGACGAAUGUUAUUUUGCAACAUUUGAAGUAUUUGAUGGCAUGGAUGAUACAGCCACGUCAUUAGCAAAACUCUGUGGUAUAUCGCUACCAGACCCGAUAACUACGACUUCAAAUGUUAUGUUUAUAAAAGUAGAUUACAGCAGUCCACGAAUGGGCUCGAAGUUUAGAGUAGAUUGGGAACAGAUUGAUGCUGCUGCAAGUGUUUAUACACCUUCAUACAAGACGGAGUGCAACAAUACAGACCAGGUUAUUCAAAUAACCAACGGAACCAGCUAUAUUCUAAGUUCUCCCGGCUACCCACACGGCUACGACCAUAUGCUAAAAUGUAGCUGGGUCUUCUCCACAAUACCUAUGAACCAUCUUUCCGUUUACUUCAUGGAUAUAGAUCUAGCGAUGAGCAGAAGCAGAUUUGCGACCUAUAGAAAGUGUGAUACUUUGAAUGACAAUAUCAACAUUUACCAGAAACACUUUUAUGACAAUGACUGGACAAAGGUUCAAUCUAUAUGUAAGAUGGAUGAUGCUAAGAACCGUAUUCAAGCUACAGAUUUCUUGAAAGUUGAAUUUGUUACAACACGAUACAUAAAUGGAACCGGAUUUAGGGCUAGAAUUGUUGAGACCUGUGGGGGUGAAUUAAGGACUCCAACAGGGUAUAUUAUAUACGGUAAUUCAUCAGUUAAGGGUUCGGAGUGCCAAUGGAACAUAACAGUCGGAUCCACGAAGAUAAUCGAGUUAAUAUUCGAAGAAAUGCAUAUCGAUCAUGAUACCAGUAAAGGUUGUGAUAAUUUCCUAAUGUUAAGAAAUGGCAAAUUUGCAGACUCACCUUUAUUAGGUGUUGGUAAAUAUUGUGGACAUACACUACCUGAAAAGUUGACAUCUACUGGAAAUAACUUGUAUAUCAAAUAUAAAGGAUCAAUGAGUAUAGAGGGCUUUAGACUAAAAUACCAAGAAGUUUCAGCUAAAUGUGGUGGCAACAUCAUAUUGAGUUCAUACGAUAAUUUUACAGAAAUCAGUAGUCCCAACUAUCCUAAUAUUCCCAAUCCUCAUAUAGAGUGCAACUGGAGGAUCACAGCCCCAUUGGGAGAAAUUUUAAGGAUCGAUUUUGAAGAUAGAUUUGAUUUAACUAAUAAACCCAAUUGUGACGUGGAAUACGUUGAAAUUAGAGACGGAGGAACCGAACAUUCUUCAAGCAUCGGAAAGUUCUGCCGAACUUCUCCCAGUUCGGUAUACACCACUGAUAACAUGAUGUUCAUAAAAUUCUUCACCGAUACAGAUGAGCCUAAAAAUGGAUUUAAAGCAAAAAUAUCGAUGUCUCGAUGUGGUGGUACCGUGAGGGGCAGAACGGGAGAAUUAAGUUAUACUGGUACAUCGGCAAUGAACAACAAUAACUGCACCUGGCAUAUUGUUGGACCUGAGGAUCAUUUCCUUAUUAUUAGUUUAAAAACGCUAGACACAACAUGUGGAUCUACAGCCAAUUAUGUUACUGUAUAUGAGGAUUUCCCAAUGACAGAAAUUCAAAGCAAGAAUGGAAUGAUUCUGACGCAGAAUUGUGGAAAGAAUGUACCUCCUACAACCAAAACUGAAUCCAAUUCAGUAAGAAUAGUGAUGACGCGUGGAAAUGUUGGACACUUCUCCCUUAAAUACAAUUCUAGUCAAACUGAGUGUGGUGGGAAGUUAAAUACCGAAAGUGGAGUAAUAGAAUCUCCCGGAUAUCCGUCCAUGCACCACUUGCACAGAGUUUGUCAUUGGGAGAUCGUAGUACCCGAAGGAAGGAGAAUUACAUUCAAGUUAAUAGAUCUCGAUUUGGGAGGAUCUUCAAACAACAUGUAUGAUAGAGGUCUUGAGCUAUUCGACGAUACUACUCUGAAAGUACGACGAGCGUUGAUCACUACCACUUCCAACGAAACUUCAUUUCAAUCUAGCUCAAAUGUGAUGUUCAUUCUUUUCUGGUCUAUCAGCAAGUCGGAGCAUAGAGGAUUCAAAGCCACUUACCAAUCAGAUCUUCCAACGUUAUGUCAAGGAGAUUUCAGCAAAGAAAACGGGGUGAUUACCAAUCCAGAAACAACGAACAAAAUUUACUCUUGUCAGUGGGUCCAUCAGCGUACAGAUGUAGCAAAAGAAAGAACAUUUGCUGUAGCCCUCACAGUAAAUACUAGUCACGAAAAAUCUGAAAGUGCAUGUUCCUAUUCGCCAGUCCUCGUUGAAAUUACUGCCGCUGAUAAGAAGACGAGUUUGUUCAAGGUGUGUGCCACAACAACUGCUCCCGUUGUUAUAAGAUCUCCGUUUUUGGUUACCAAACUAUCGGCUGCAGCUGCAAUGAAAUUCACACUGAACUUUACAGCAACUUAUAGCACUCACGACUGUGGUGGCAUGGUUCACGACCAGUCAGGAGUUAUCUCAAGUCCUGGAUUUCCAAACAAGCCAUCCAAGUCCUAUGAGUGUGCUUGGCUUCUUUCAGUAGGUGCAGGCCAAACUAUAAAUAUAACUACUCUGUCGCUAUCUCUUGGAGAUGAUUGUGAAAAGAGUUACUUAGUAGUUUAUAAUGGCGAACUUCCUACUCAUCCUAGAAUAGGCAAAUUCUGCAAGAACACAAAGCCUGAAGUAUUGAUUUCGCAGAGCAACAAACUAUGGAUUGAGUACAAACAUGACCAAACCUCUACAGGUACAGGAUUUAUGUUGAAAUAUGAAGCCAUGAGUUCAGGUUGUGGAGGCGUUUUUCAUGAUCUAAAACGUACAAUUAGGACACCAAAUUAUGGCGUUGGCGACUAUCCACAUAAAGCAGAAUGCUUGUGGAUUAUUGAGUCGGAACCUGGAUAUCACAUCAAAUUGAAUUUCGUUGAAAGAUUCUUUAUAGAACAAAGUACAAAUUGUACAAAGGACUACGUCGAGAUUUGGAGUUGGGAUUUGGACCACUGGACCUCUUUAGGACGAAAAUGUGGCAGAGACACUCCAACAUCGUUACAAUCCAAGGGAGAAAGAAUGAAAAUUUUGUUCAGAAGCAACGAGGAAACAGCUGGAGCUGGAUUUAAGGCUUCCUGGGAAUGGUUAUGUGGAGGAACAUACCUUGCAGAUAAAAAGACGCGCUAUAUUGUCAGCCCUGGCUACCCCAUGCAGUACAAAAAUAAUCUAAAGUGUGAAUAUACCAUAGAAACAAAAUCUGAAGCAAUUAAUCUAAGAUUCCUUGACUUCGUUUUAGAAACAGGUAGACCCGAUUGUAAAUUCGACAAUCUUACUAUAGCUGGUAAGACAUUCCCAGGAUCAUAUGUUUACACAAGAAACACAUAUUGUGGGGACAAUUCGCCAGAAUCGGUUAGGAUGAGAGGAACAGUGAUUCUGACAUUUAUGACAGAUAGGUGGGUUACAAAGAGAGGGUUCAAACUAGAAUACAAAGACGAUAGUUGCGGCGAAACAAUUACUGAAGAAACUGUUAUAGAAAAGAAACCAACAAAGCAAUUGGAAGGUGGAUCAUACCGCUAUUAUCAACCAAAAAUUAAAUGUAUUUGGAAUAUAACUGCUCCAGCCAAUCAAAUUGUUGUCUUACAUAUAAAAAAAUUGGGAAUGUUCACCAGUACCAUGUGUUAUGGACAAAAUGUAGAAGUCUUUAGUGAUGUAAACAUGGAUCGCGCUAAUCGUUUGGCACAAUUGUGCGGUAGCAUAAAUGAUUCCUUCGUCAUUCCAUCGGAGACUGGAAAAAUGAUUGUCAAGUUAGAAACCUUACCCAUGUCUUUUGGGGGAUUCAUAGCUGAAGUGAGCUUUGCUCAUGGUCCUGCCGAAGGAUGUGGCGGUCAUAUCAAUUUGACAGACUCCAGGGUCAUUGAGUCACCAAACUUAUCUAACUUGGACUGUGUAUGGCAAAUCGUAGCACCAAGAGACCACCAAAUUGAAAUUAAAAUAAACCAUUUUAACAUGGCAAAUUGUGCAAUUAAUAAAACUCAGGAUGCACAUGGAUGUAUUGGAUGUAGUAUGCUGGAGAUUCGAGAUGGCGCCAGUCCAUUUUCUGAAAAAAUAGAAACUCUUUGCGUCAAUGUUAAUGAAGCUGACAAUAGACCGGCAAUACGUACGUCAGGAAAUUUUGGUUAUAUCAGACUUGCGAUUAAUGGACUAAAGACAAAUGCUUUCAAAGUUACGGUAACAUCUGUCAUGUCAAUUUGUGGUGAGUCCGUAUUAACAGCCACUACUGAGGUGAAAACCCUAACGUCACCAGGAUAUGAUACAGGCCAUUAUCCAUCUUACAUUAAAUGCAGCUACGCCAUAUCCACGGGAACUGUAUAUGACAAAAUCGUCCUUCACUUCGACGAGUUUGAUAUUACCGAUGAGAUAGUUGUAACUGAAGAAACCAGGGACUGUAUUGGAGACUAUAUUCAAAUUUACGAAGAUCCAAAUCUUGGCGUUAACACUGGUUUGGGUUCAAAUGUCGUGUAUAAUGGCGCUAAUACACAUACAAAUCUGAUGUACACUGAUGUUAAGGGACGGCAUCUAUUCUGUGGAAAAGACGAAAAACCUUUCGAUUACUAUACAUCCGGACGGUCCGUUACUGUAUCACUGGUUAGCAAAGAUAAAACACCAAAAGGAAAAGGUUUCAAGUUAGAAUAUUCACGAGCAGGGUGUAACAGAAAUUACACUGAACCUCAAGGAAGAAUAACUAACGGAAAUAGUAAAGUAGACUGUAAAUUCUCGAUUAUAGUAGCAGAAAACAGUACAAUCUCAGUAUACUUCUAUUCAUUUUACAUGUAUUUAACGGCAAAUUGUACGGAUAGUGCAAUGGAGGUCAGAGAUGGUUCACCAACAGGAAAAGUAUUAUUGAAAGCAUGCGGUUACCGUUUACCUGAUCCGAUAUUUUCUACAACAAAUAAACUCUAUUUUACCGCAUUUAAUCAUAAAAUAAAUGGACUUUUACUAAGAUAUGAUAUGCUCUAUGUUAGUACCGACGAUGACCCUGGAUGUGGAGGUUCCAUUUUCACAAACAAAGGAAAGAUCUACAGUCCCUUAUAUCCAAACCUUUAUAGGAAAGAUAAAGUUUGUGUUUGGACCAUAAAGGCACCAGUUGGUUUACACCUGGCUCUUAAAUUUACAACUUUCGAUAUACAAGGAUCUUGUGAUUAUACAAACUUAAGGGUAGAUACUGGAGCCAAUUCUGUAGAGUUAUGUAAAAAUGCCGAUCCUAGAACAAUAUACCGAUCAAAAUCGACAAUUACCAUCACGUAUACUUCUUCUAUCCACAAUGGAGGCACAGGAUGGAUUGCCAUCUUCCAAGCAGUAUCCUCAGAUGUGACAGACAUCAAUUAAAAGGUGGUUGAGAAGUUUGUUUUCUAUUAUGUUUUUAUUUAGAUAUUGUAUUAAAAAUAAAAUUUGAUAAAUAUAAA